AUGGCUAGUGGAGGAAGCAAAGGUGAUCCUGCAUGGGAACAUAGUUUUCCAAUUGAAGGUAAUAAAAGUUUAACAAUAUGCAAAUAUUGUAAUCGCGUGAUGAAGAGUGGUGGAGUAACACGAUUAAAAUACCACCUUAGUGGUAUUGGUCCUUCACACAAUGUACAAUCUUGUGGUCAAGUGCCUCCUGAAGUUAAAAAAUUCAUAAUAGAUUUGUUAAAAGGAAAACAACAACGUAAGAUCAAAAAAGCAAAUAGAAUGGAAGAGAUUUGUGCAGAUUUACAAGGACAACUGCAUGCUGAAACAUAUGAUGUGGAUGAUGAGGAUGAUGAUGACAUAGCAUAUCCACUUGGGAUGGAUCCAUAUGAGAAAAAUGAUUAUCGAGAGGCAAUUCGUGUUUCUAAACAAUCAGAGUGGGAAAGAAGUCAUCUCCAUAAAGUUCGAUGUCAAGCUAAAGGAGGCGAAUCUAGCAAUCGUGCUAAACCUGUAGUACAACGAACACAGAAUAAUGGCUCUGCAUUUCUUAAAGCUGGGAAGAAAUUGAUGGGAGAUUACAAUUUGUACUGGACUCCAUGUGCAGCACAUUGCAUUGAUCUCAUGUUUGAAGAUAUUGGGAAGAAUGAGAAAGUGGCUAUUGUAAUCAAGCAGGCUAGAGCAAUCACAACUUACACCUACAAUCAUAAUUGGUUGCUAGCAAAGAUGCGUGAAACUUACAAAGGUGACAUCAUUCGUCUGGGACUUACACGAUUUGCCACAAACUAUCUUGCGCUUAAUAGAUUGGUUAAAAAGAAAGCAGGACUUAAGCAACUAUUCACAUCUACUGAUUGGACUAAUCAUAAUUAUAGUGCUUCAAACGAAGGCUAA
This is a messenger RNA of Ziziphus jujuba (common jujube), 864 nucleotides long. RefSeq lists its product as uncharacterized. Gene Ontology annotation, molecular function: DNA binding. The coding region runs from base 1 to 864 and encodes 287 amino acids. The record is from RefSeq and is a predicted model, not a curated record. Lineage: Eukaryota; Viridiplantae; Streptophyta; Magnoliopsida; Rosales; Rhamnaceae. The transcript has 2 exons.